AAUUAAUUCAUAAAUUAAACAAAAACAAAUAUAUUAAAUAAAAUGAUAUCUAAACAAUUUUCCAAAUAUUCUAAAUUAGCUUAGAAGAUUAAAUUAGGCAACCCUAGCUGUACAUUAUUUUUCAAUUAAUGUUCAAGAUAUAGCUUUAUAAAUACUUAUAAUGUUUCAUAGGCUAGCAAAAUGGCAAUUUAAAACAAAAAUCUUUUGUGCCACAAUAAUAAAUAUCAUUUCUCACAAAACUAAGAAACUAAAUCAAUCGAAUAAUAAAUAGAAGAUCUCAAUAAUAAGUUUGAUUAGCAAUAUGAUGAGAGAAAAUACGAAGAAAGCUUAGAGACACUAAGACAACUUGUAGAAAUCAAGUAAGAAUAAGGAUUAGAUAUUGGAUAUGAAGUUCAAUAAAUAGGCCAUGUUUUGAUUAAAAAUAAAAGAGUUUAAGAUGGAUUAGAUGUUUUAUACGAUUUAAAGUCAUAGUUAGAAUCAUUAAAAAUUGAUGAUGCAUUGCUUUUAUCCAAAAUCUCAGAAAAUAUUAGUAAAGGUGAAAUGAUCAACUCUAACUUAGAAAAAGCACUUAGUAUAUUGAAUGAAGCUAUUCCUAAAAUUGAAAAAGCUGUUAGCUAUGAAAAUCCUACAUUGUAUGAUAUGUUAGCUAGAAAUUAUUCAUAGAGAGGUAAUAUUUACUCUCUUGAUAAGGAGAAAAAAUAAGAUUUCAUUGCAGAAUACUCAAAAGCCAAAGACAUCUAUGAAAAAUUCGAGGAAUUAAUUCCAGAAUAAAAAAAAUCAUUUGCAAUUAUUUUAUAGAAAAUUGCCAAUGCCUGUAUAGGUAAAAAUGAGCUCGAUCUUGCUGAAACUCACAUUGCUAAAUCAAGAUAAUUGUGGAUGGAAUUAGAAAAGAAUGAACCUAUUGAUCCUAGCCAUUUCACUACUCUUAUUACAUUUGGAGUUGUUGAACUAUACAAGGGUAGAGUACACUAAGGUAUGAAGGUUAUCAAUCAAUCAAAAAUAGAAUUAGCAAAGAAAAUUAAAUAAGAUACAUCUUAUUCAAAUAGUUAUAUGGCUACUAUCACAAUCGUUGCUGGUAUUUUGAAAUCAAACCCUGCUGCUAAGCAAUUGUUAGAAUAAGUUAAACUUGAGUAUGAUGAAGGAUUAAAGAUUCUUGAAGGCUCUGAUGAAGAUGGUCCAACAAAAAUACUUCUUGAAGAAUAUAAGCAAAUGAGAAGUUAACUUUUUAAUUGAAUCAAACAUUAAAAAUAUAAAAUAAAAUAAUUUUAUUAAUUAAGAGUACUCUUUAUAAUUUAUAUUUAGGUUAAAAUGUUUAAUGAAAAUUUUUGAUAAUUCUUAAAUAAAUUUAU
This is a messenger RNA of Tetrahymena thermophila SB210, 1349 nucleotides long. RefSeq lists its product as hypothetical. NCBI's taxonomy places the organism in Eukaryota, Ciliophora, Oligohymenophorea, Hymenostomatida, Tetrahymenidae. Gene Ontology annotation, molecular function: protein binding. The transcript has a single exon. The record is from RefSeq and is a predicted model, not a curated record.